Molecule: messenger RNA, 3536 nt
Organism: Thalassophryne amazonica
Lineage: Eukaryota; Metazoa; Chordata; Actinopteri; Batrachoidiformes; Batrachoididae
Gene: gsap
Product: gamma-secretase activating protein
Exons: 32
Coding region: 285-2912 (875 amino acids)
Biological process (GO): positive regulation of amyloid-beta formation
Cellular component (GO): trans-Golgi network
Source: RefSeq, a predicted model, not a curated record
AGUGAUUCAACGGGGCGGUGAGACAUUCCAAGCCGCUGGACUGACGCCUUUUUUCGCACAACAGCAGCGAGUAUGACCGCGGAGGAAGAGAGGGCGUGGCUAGCAACGUGUUUCUCCGCGUCACGACAGGAGCACUUUUAAACGGGUCUCAAAGUUAACCUGUGGCGUUCGUCGGUCACGUGAUGUGGACAGCGACGUUUCGAACGGAAACGAAUCUGUAUUUUUUUUUUCUUCUUAAGAUGAGUUUAUCGUAAGGAGUACUUUGUCUACUUUAAAGUGUAGUCAUGCUGAAGCUACAGUUAAAGUUUGACCUGAAUAAAGACGUGGUGUCCGACAUUCUCACGAAGGAGGCGUCCGCGUGCAGAGCAGCGACAGUUUUAUUUACAGAAUGCAUUGGAGCAUUGGACACUCGCAUCCUGAACAUUGAGCAAGAUGGGAGCAUCCUGUACUCUUGGAAAGGAGCAACAGGGACCACCAGGAUCGGGAAAUUUGACUCCAAACGAAAUACAACAAGGUAUGGUCUCCUGUACACGUUUGAUAAGGAGGUGCACGUCAGCAGCUGCUCCCUGAACAAAGAGGAGACACUCCUAGCUGUCAGUUUGGCACGAAACACGAGAGAGGAAGAACGACUCAAACCAAUAUCCAAGUGUCUAACUCUCCUAAUUGAGAUCCAUCCCAUCAACAACACCAAAGUUCUCAAAGCAGUCGACUGCAGAGUCCGAGUGCAGUUCCUCUACCCACAAACUGACAGGAGAUCCAUCCUGGAGAGCCACCUGCUGCUGCUGACUGAUGAUGGAUAUGUGGAUCAUUAUCAUGUUCUGCUGACCAAACAGGAGGGUUACAGAGUGGUGAUGGUGAAUCCAGAUCGUUUGACCAAAGCAGUGGAGAGAGUCGUGGAGGACUUCAGCUGGGUUCAGUGGGACGGACACGCGCAGAGACUCUACUACCUCACGCACAGGGACAAGUACUUGCUGCGAUGUGUUCAGUUUUACCCCAACCACAACUGUGAAACUAUGAUGGAGCUCUCAAUAGAGCUGCCUGCUAAUCUUUUCAAGACAGUAAAGUUUGUCAAUCUGGGUUUUGAUCAUUACCACACGGAGAGACCAGAGCAGGAACACGUCAGGAUGGAAGUGUUCACCAACAGUAUAGGAACCAUGUGCGUGUGCUGGAGCCAAACACUUGGUAAUAAAGAGGAAGUGACCUACACUGUGGUUUUGGUUCACAGAGGUUGCAGCAAAAAGUUCAGAGUGGGUUUGGACGCUGAGCAGUUGCCAGAGAAUGUCACGUGGCACCUUCCACUCUUCAUUCCCAUAGGUUACUACGUUCUGGUCUAUCUAGCAGGUUGUUUCCUCCACUGCAUCAACACCAGACAGCAGGAGAUGCUCUGUCACUCCCUUUUUCUCUCCGGUUGUGAUGUGGAUUUGGGUCUUCAGUGUCGGUCAGCUGACGUCACAGUUUUGUCUGAGAACGAAUCCAGUCCCAGUUUGUUGGACCUGUCCAGUGGGAAGGUCUACAGUGCUGAUUUCAGCGCUUCCUUCCUUUUGAGGAUUCUACGAACAGACGCACCAUCAAGGUGUGUGAGUGGUGAAGCGGACCGCCGGCGCAUGGCCGCCCUGCACUGCCUGCUGGUUUGCAUGGGAAAUGAGCCCAAACUGGAGCUUAAGGUUACAGAAUGGCUGUGUGACAACGUGAACGCCUUUGCAUCCUUCGAUCAGAUCCAGGAGUUCAUCCUUGCCUCUUUGUACAGAAUAAGCCGUGAAAAGUCUCUGAGCCUGGAUAAAGUCUUGCCUUACUCCUCCGUGUUUGACAUGAAGGAGGUACCGGCGUGCCUGCUGCAGGUCCCUGGUGUGUUCUGCACCACUGAGCUCCAUCCUGAGCCUGUCUUCAAAGGAAAGGCCCAGAGUCUCCAGGGUUUCUGGUCGGAGCUGCAGUGGAACACAGAGAGGCCAAAAUACCUGGAAGCUGUUCCCAGCCCCAGAUACACGAGUUCCCACAUCAGCGCCCACUGGGACAAACUGCGGUCUGGGGGGGGAACAUCGGACCAGCUGAACCACAUGGAGAACACAAAGAAAGUCCUAUCAAUGGUGGACACCUGGUGUCUCGAUAAGAAGCUGGUGCCACUUUUUCAAGAGGAAGACCACCAACAGAGGGCGCUCAUAGGCCUGACCGUUGACAAGCUUCGUGAACACUUGAACCGACACCUGCCACGUCUGGGAAAGAAGAAGAUCGACUCUCUGGUUGUAAACUACGUAGCCAAGCUGCUGGAACUCAUCAGGCACAUAUUGGACUCUGUUUGGCUGAAGUACGAACUCGGCCCUCGCGUUUUGUGCCUUUCGCAGCAAGGCAGUCCUGCAGAGUGGUCUGUGCUCCACUUCAUGUUUCGAAUCCUGGAAGCCACCAGGGCGCUGUGCCUGCCCCUCCCUCCUGGCUAUCACACCCUGUUGGCAGUGUUUGCGGUGCGUUGCCUUCCUCAUCACACCUUCCUGCAGUACAUUGACCACGGCCUCCUGCAGCUCACCGAAACCUUCGUGUCACGGCUCGCGACAGAUUUGGACAACAGUGACGCCAAUGAGAAACUGAAAUUCAGUGUACUUAAGAGACUCCCUCAGCCGAUGGAGAAGACGAUCUUCCGUAUGUGGGACCACCCUGUCAGUUCAGCUUCAAUCUCCAGAGAUUACGUCAGAACUCUGCUGGAGAAACGCAACAAAAACAAGGGGUUUGUGUUCUGCAGCGGCGACCAGCCCGGAUUCAGGCUGGAGUUUCUGCCUCUUACCCACCUUACCAAAGCCCUCUCUGAUAUAGAGAAGCAAGCUCUGAAUCCAUUCACGGAGCAGGAGAAUGUGGACGCAAAGUUUGUGGAGGAGACGGCGCUGAAACAGACGUGGAUUCUGCUGGGCUUUGAGGAAAAAUGAAGAGGGGACGGGCUACAUGAUGGGGAGAACUGGACCUUCAGGGCGAAGAAGGAAUGGAUGGGUGAUGGAGCGGCAGUCAGAGCGAUCAUAAACGAGCUAUCGCUCCGUGAUGACUAAUGUGAGAUGGAGGAUGGAUGGAUGGAAAGGUGGCAGAAUUUGCGAAUGAAGAAAUCCAGUGAAUCUGCAUUUGAUUAUUUGAUUAAAAUUAAUUUGCUGCUUUUCGAAGAAAAAUAAAACCCGGUGCACAAAAGGAGUUUAAGAUUGAGACGGCUGAAAUGCGCCUGUAAUGUGCAUUUAUUUUUAAUAUCGCAUGAAAACAAGUCUUAUAAUCCAUCACAUGGAACCAGAGGGGGCAGGGUUCGUAAUAAAAGCUAACGCGCUUCAGCAUGUCUGCGCUGAAGACCGUCUGGUUUGAAUCAUGUCCUCGUGCGGCCUCGUGAGCUCCAACUGUCAGAAGGACGCAUGUUCGUAAUCCUUAGUGGCAGAGGCAGCGCGAGAGCAGAUUUACAUCCAUCCUCACAUGUUGACUGGAGAAAUUCCAAAACACUCUUCUGGGAAAAAUGGAAUUUAUCAAUUUUGUUUACAGAAACAGCUUUGUAUGAUGAGUUGUAAGUAAAUAAUUUU